Molecule: messenger RNA, 2067 nt
Organism: Macrobrachium nipponense
Lineage: Eukaryota; Metazoa; Arthropoda; Malacostraca; Decapoda; Palaemonidae
Product: basic proline-rich protein-like
Exons: 4
Coding region: 1-2067 (688 amino acids)
Source: RefSeq, a predicted model, not a curated record
AUGGGCAUCACCCACCUGUCCCGGGACACCUGGCAGACCUCGCCCACCCGUCCCGAGAAACCUGGCGGGCCGCGCCUGCCCGACCCGGGACACCUGGCGGGCCACGCCAGCCCGUCCAGGGACACCUGGCGGGCCGUGCCAGCCCGUCCAGGGACACCUGGCGGGCUGUGCCCGCCCGUCCCGGGACACCCUGGCGGGCCCUUGCCCAAACCCAUCCCGGGACACCUGGCGGGCGUUGCCCGCCUGUCCCGGGACACAUGGCGGGCCUCGCCCGCCCGACCCGGAGGACACCUCGCGAAAUCUUGCCCACCCGUCACGGGACAACCUGGGCGGGCUUCGCAGAACCGUCCCGGGACACCUAGCGGGCCUCGCCCGCCCGUCCCGGGACGCCUGGCGGGCCGCGCCAGCCCCGGGCCUCGCCCACCUGUCAAGGCCUGCCCACCCAUCCAGGGACGCCUGGCGAGCCUCGCCCGCCCGUCCCGGGAUGCCUGGCUUGCUCCCCCUCCCCCCGCCCGUCCCGGGACCCUGGCGGGCCUGCCCCGGCCCGUCCCGGGGACGCCUGGUGGGCCGCACCCGCCUGUCCCGGGACGCCUGCGAGCCGCGCCCGCCCGUCCCGGGACACCUGGACGCCUGGCGGGCCUCGCCCAGCCGUUCCCAGGAACGGGGGGGCGAGGCCCGCCAGGUAUCCUGGGACACCUGGCAGGCCUCGUCCACCCGUCCCGAGAAACCUGGUGGGCCCGGCUGACCAGUCCCAAGACACCUGGGGGACCUCACCUGCCCCUUCCCGGAACCCGUAGCAGGCCUCGCCCACCCGUCAAGGCCCGCCCACUCAUCCCGGGACACCAGGCCUUCCCGUCUCGGGACACCUGGCGGGCCUCGCCCACCCAUCCCGGGACCCUGGGGCGGCCCUUGCCGACCAAUUGGGGACACUUUGGCGUCGCCCUGCCGACCAAUCCCAAGACACCUGCGGGGCCUCACCUGCCACUUCUUGGGACCUGUAGCGGGCCUCGCCCACCCGUCAAGGCCUGCCCACCCAUCCCGGGACACCUGGCGGGCCUCACAUGCCCCUUCCCGGAACCCGUAGCGGGCCUCGCCCACCCGUCAAGGCCUGCCCACCCAUCCCGGGACGCCUGGCGGGCCUCGCCCACCCGUCCCGGGACGCCUAGUGGGCCUCGCCCGCCUGUCCUGGGACGACUGUCGGGCCUCGCCCGGCCGUCCGGGACGCCAUGUUGGGGCCUCGCCCGCCGUCCCGGGCCGCCUGGCAGGCCUUGCCCGCCCGUCCCAGGACGCCUGUUGGCAUCUGCCCCACCCCCGUCCCCGGGAGGCCCUGGGCGGGCCUCUGCCCGCCCGUCCCCAGGACGCCGUGCCGCUGCCCGCCCAUCCCCGGGACGCCUGGUGGGCCUCUGCCCGCCCGUCCCGGGACGCCUGUCGGGCCACUGCCGCCCGUCCCCGGGACCCCUGGCUGGCCUCGCCCUGCCAGUCCCGGGACGCCUGGCGGGCCUCUGCCCGCCAUCCCUGGGGCGCCUGGCGGGCCGCUGGCCACGCCCAGGGCCACUGCCCGCCCGUCCCCAGGAAGCCUGGCGGGUCGCUGCCCGCCCAUCCCCGGGAGGCCUGGCGGGCCUCUGCCCGCCCGUCCCCGGGACGCCUGGCGAGCCUCUGCCCGCCCGUCCCCGGGACACCUGGUGGGCCACUGCCCGCCCGUCCCCGGGACGCCUGGCGGGCCGCAGCCCGCCCGUCCCCGGGAGGCCUGGCUGGCCUCCGCCCGCCCGUCCCGGGACGCCUGGCGGGCCUCCGCCCGCCCGUCCCCGUGACGCCUCCUGGCGCGGAUGGCCCGCGGCCCGUCCCCGUGACGCCUGGCGGGCGGAGGCCCGCCGGUCCCCGGGAUGCUGGCGGUCGGAGGCCCUCCGCCCGUCCCCCAGGCACGCCUAUCCCGCCGCCCGCCGGUCCCCGGGACGCCUGGCUCCCCGGCCCGCCGGUGCCCCGGGGACGGCCUGGUGCGGAGCGGUAGGCCCGCCGGUCCCCACGGGGACCCGCCUGGCAGGCUGGAGGGCCCGCCAGUCCCCAUGA